Messenger RNA from Limulus polyphemus (Atlantic horseshoe crab), 1401 nucleotides. RefSeq names its product apoptosis regulator Bcl-2-like. NCBI's taxonomy places the organism in Eukaryota, Metazoa, Arthropoda, Merostomata, Xiphosura, Limulidae. The transcript is spliced from 5 exons. Bases 202 to 1047 code for a protein of 281 amino acids. Gene Ontology annotation, biological process: intrinsic apoptotic signaling pathway in response to DNA damage; extrinsic apoptotic signaling pathway in absence of ligand; regulation of apoptotic process. Gene Ontology annotation, cellular component: mitochondrial outer membrane. Gene Ontology annotation, molecular function: protein homodimerization activity; protein heterodimerization activity. The record is from RefSeq and is a predicted model, not a curated record.
UUCAGGUACGCGAGAGAAAUGAAACGUCAUAAUACUAAUAGUAGUAAUACUAAGUACUAAGUUAACUUAAUUAUAAAUAACAAUGACAUAACGUAAGCGAUGAUUUCAUCAUAUUGUAACCUGUAACAGUAUUAUUGAAAUAGAAGUGACUUGAACAUUUUCAACAUUACUAGCAUUGAAUAUUGAUAUGCAACAAUAACUAUGGCAAAACCAGAUGAACUAAUACUUGGUUCUGGAGAUGGUGAUAAUGCUCAGUCAGGAAAUGCUUAUGCCUUUUACCAGCAUUCACCAGUGAGUGAAAUGACCAACAAUAAUUGGAGAGUUCCUACAAACGUUGUACAGAAUUUAGAGUCACAGUCACAGCCUUCUUUUGAAGAAGUAGAAGAAGAAGGUUGCAUGUUGUUUGAAAAUUUUGUAUUUGAAGAAGCUGAGCAUAUACAAUCAAACAAAAAGGCUAUAACUUGUCAGAUUUAUGAUCCUAGUUUUCUAACCUCUCCUGCUACUGAUGAGGAUCAGACAGGUGAACUUCACAGCAAUUUGUCUACCCAGGAGAAUCCCCUGAGAACACUUUCUAAGACUCAUAGUGGAAAGGAAUCAUGGACCAAAACUGGUAGGGAGCUCAGACAUAUUGCUGAUGAGUUUGCUAAGAGUGCUGAGAGAAAAAAAGUUAAAGAAAAAGCCGAUGGUGUGGACAUUAAUCACUUGACAUCAGAAAGUUUCUAUAAUCUUCUGUCAGAGAUGUUUUAUGAUGGGCGUAAUAUGAAAGAACGCAUUGUAACUCUUUUCUGCUUCUGUGCUGACCUUGUGAUACGAGCUUUUCUUAAUCAUGCCAUUGACUAUGGUAAACAAUUUAUGACAUGGUCUUAUGCAUUCAUAAAACAUCGUGUGUGCACUUGGGUUUAUGAAAAUGGUGGAUGGGAAACAGUCUUGUCAACUUUUGGGAGUUACAUUAGAAGUGUAGUUCAUACACUCACAAUAGCAGCUGUUGGAAUAGCAGCUAUAGCUGUGGGAUCUGCAGCAAUAGUUUACAUCAGAAAGAACAUCUGACUUUGGAUCAGGCAACCUGCCUUGAUAACUAGUCGUCCAGGGUGAUGUGACCACGGUGAUCUCAUCUAUGCAGUCUUUAGUGUUUCUACAGCAACACCCAAAAUAAAGUUUAGAUUGUAAAUGAUUUAACAUACUGUUGACAACUCAAAUACCAGUAUUUAAGGAGAUACUUGGUAAAGUUUUUGGUUUAUAACCAAACUCUUGGUAACUGUCUUAUAACUGUUGUCGUGUGUUUAACAUGUACGUGUUUGUGCAUGUAUGUAUGUAUAGAUACACUACAUUAUUGUAUACUUUUACUUUUGCACAUGAUUUUUACAUGAGAACCUGCUCACAACUACAAUAAACUUGAGAUUU